Molecule: messenger RNA, 1521 nt
Organism: Ahaetulla prasina
Lineage: Eukaryota; Metazoa; Chordata; Lepidosauria; Squamata; Colubridae
Product: basic proline-rich protein-like
Exons: 2
Source: RefSeq, a predicted model, not a curated record
AUGGGAGAGGGGCUAACACUCUUCCCAGAGAUUCAGGUAAGCACUCCUCCUCCUCCUCCUCCUCCUCCUCCUCCUCCUCCUCCUCCUCCUCCUCCUCCUCCUCCUCCUCCUCCUCCUCCUCCUCCUCCUCCUCCUCCUCCUCCUCCUCCUCCUCCUCCUCCUCCUCCUCCUCCUCCUCCUCCUCCUCCUCCUCCUCCUCCUCCUCCUCCUCCUCCUCCUCCUCCUCCUCCUCCUCCUCCUCCUCCUCCUCCUCCUCCUCCUCCUCCUCCUCCUCCUCCUCCUCCUCCUCCUCCUCCUCCUCCUCCUCCUCCUCCUCCUCCUCCUCCUCCUCCUCCUCCUCCUCCUCCUCCUCCUCCUCCUCCUCCUCCUCCUCCUCCUCCUCCUCCUCCUCCUCCUCCUCCUCCUCCUCCUCCUCCUCCUCCUCCUCCUCCUCCUCCUCCUCCUCCUCCUCCUCCUCCUCCUCCUCCUCCUCCUCCUCCUCCUCCUCCUCCUCCUCCUCCUCCUCCUCCUCCUCCUCCUCCUCCUCCUCCUCCUCCUCCUCCUCCUCCUCCUCCUCCUCCUCCUCCUCCUCCUCCUCCUCCUCCUCCUCCUCCUCCUCCUCCUCCUCCUCCUCCUCCUCCUCCUCCUCCUCCUCCUCCUCCUCCUCCUCCUCCUCCUCCUCCUCCUCCUCCUCCUCCUCCUCCUCCUCCUCCUCCUCCUCCUCCUCCUCCUCCUCCUCCUCCUCCUCCUCCUCCUCCUCCUCCUCCUCCUCCUCCUCCUCCUCCUCCUCCUCCUCCUCCUCCUCCUCCUCCUCCUCCUCCUCCUCCUCCUCCUCCUCCUCCUCCUCCUCCUCCUCCUCCUCCUCCUCCUCCUCCUCCUCCUCCUCCUCCUCCUCCUCCUCCUCCUCCUCCUCCUCCUCCUCCUCCUCCUCCUCCUCCUCCUCCUCCUCCUCCUCCUCCUCCUCCUCCUCCUCCUCCUCCUCCUCCUCCUCCUCCUCCUCCUCCUCCUCCUCCUCCUCCUCCUCCUCCUCCUCCUCCUCCUCCUCCUCCUCCUCCUCCUCCUCCUCCUCCUCCUCCUCCUCCUCCUCCUCCUCCUCCUCCUCCUCCUCCUCCUCCUCCUCCUCCUCCUCCUCCUCCUCCUCCUCCUCCUCCUCCUCCUCCUCCUCCUCCUCCUCCUCCUCCUCCUCCUCCUCCUCCUCCUCCUCCUCCUCCUCCUCCUCCUCCUCCUCCUCCUCCUCCUCCUCCUCCUCCUCCUCCUCCUCCUCCUCCUCCUCCUCCUCCUCCUCCUCCUCCUCCUCCUCCUCCUCCUCCUCCUCCUCCUCCUCCUCCUCCUCCUCCUCCUCCUCCUCCUCCUCCUCCUCCUCCUCCUCCUCCUCCUCCUCCUCCUCCUCCUCCUCCUCCUCCUCCUCCUCCUCCUCCUCCUCCUCCUCCUCCUCCUCCUCCUCCUCCUCCUCCUCCUCCUCCUCCUCCUCCUCCUCCUCCUCCUCCUCCUCCUCCUCCUCCUCCUCCUCCUCCUCCUCCUCCUCCUCCUCCUCCUCCUCCU